GUGAUGUGGGUGCUCGGAGCUCGUGAUGGCAUCGAGAAGCGCCAAAUCGUUCAAGGAGGCUGGCAGCGGCUCUUCGAGUGCUUGGAAGUGGGCUGGGACGUGGUUCUCGUCGGACCCGAGAUGAGUGAGGACAAGGCAGUCCUCACCCACUCGGGCAUCAGGGUCUACACCUUCGCAUGCCUGGCCCACGAAGCUGUGAUGCCCCAGCAUCUGCGGCGUCCCACCUUUGUUUGUGCCUUCAACUCAGGCUUGGGUGCAAGUGUGCCAGUGCACAUGAAACCUUGGAUCCAGACUUUGGUUCAGCUGCUUGCCAUGGGUCGACCGCUGUUGCUGACAUGUUUUGGCAGCUACGAGGCCAGACUGGAAGCCUCCGUUCUCAAUGCGUUGCAGGCGCAAUACAUGCCUCACAAGCAUGGCGGCUUCGGUCACGUGCUCGAGGCCGACAAGCCACUGAGCAUCUGCAACGCUUUAUUUGCUUGGGUUUUGGGGAGCUCCAUACCUGAGCCUCUCUUGCUAACAGAUGUCAAGAGCUACGUUGAGAAGCAGCUGGAAGCGUCGCAGCUGCUGCUGUUUCUGAAGGAGCUACGGAGCCACAUUCGGAUUCUGCAGGACCCGGACGGGUCUGCUCACGCUGGCUGGGCCGAGAUGUAUGAUGGCAGGUUCAUCCCAGCCAUUAAGCAGGCCCUCGAAGAAGACGAUGACGACAGAGGCGGCAUUCAGCAGAUAGUGCGCUGCACGAUGAAGACCAUCGCGUCGGCCUGUGCUGUGACCGCCGCCGCGCGCCUCUUUCUGUACCUGAGUGGCUUAGAACUCCUGCGAGGCUUCAAGCGUUGGGCCGAAAGUGCUCCCUGGACUUCGCACGCCUGGAUACGGGAAGAGACCCUGGAGUGGGUAAGUGAAACCCAAGAGCUCCUGGAGUGCACGGGCUCAGACUGCCAGAGCCUGGAGCAGAUCUCGCAAGAUCAGGAGAUCCAGACUUUCUCUGCGUCUCUGCAAGUUCGGCUGGAGAGUGGUUGCGUUCUUUUCCAAGAGCCGAGUUUUGGUUCCCGAGUUCUUGCCCGGGUGGCGCGAGGCCACCCCUUGCAAGCAGAUGCGCAUAAGGGCCUUUGGAUCCGUGUCUCCCACCAAUCCGGAGCUUGUUGGCUGCACGGUUAUACCGAGGAGGGACACGCUUGCGACAUUACAUACUGGGACGUGAAAGCUUGGGAAAGAAGCAGCAAGAGCCACCCUGCCUCAAGGGGCUCCUUGGGGCUUUUUGUGUAA
Symbiodinium necroappetens is the source of this 1263-nucleotide messenger RNA. The record is from the annotation of a GenBank genome assembly. NCBI's taxonomy places the organism in Eukaryota, Dinophyceae, Suessiales, Symbiodiniaceae.